Prorocentrum cordatum is the source of this 300-nucleotide messenger RNA. The record is from the annotation of a GenBank genome assembly. NCBI's taxonomy places the organism in Eukaryota, Dinophyceae, Prorocentrales, Prorocentraceae.
GGCUCGGCGCUGGCGCCGGCCCAGCCGAAGAGGUCGACCAGCGUCCGCGCCUUCUUGGCAGCGGAGGGCGCGCCGCCGUCCGUGGCCUUCGGCUUCGGCUUGGCAUUCGCCCGCUUGCCCAUCCUCCGCGCUCAGCUGCGGCGCUCGGCCAGCGUCGCCGCGCGGUCCAUCGCGCAUCGCGCGCUCCGCACGGCGGCUGGUGGCACUAUGCGGCAAGGGCCCUCGGGAAAUGGCACAGGCGACGCGCAUGCAGCUCGCAGGCAAGAUGCGGCCACGCAACACCUUCCUCUGCUCUUGCGC